Molecule: messenger RNA, 4032 nt
Organism: Drosophila montana
Lineage: Eukaryota; Metazoa; Arthropoda; Insecta; Diptera; Drosophilidae
Gene: ksr
Product: kinase suppressor of ras
Exons: 1
Coding region: 273-3281 (1002 amino acids)
Biological process (GO): Ras protein signal transduction; protein phosphorylation
Cellular component (GO): cytoplasm
Molecular function (GO): ATP binding; protein kinase activity
Source: RefSeq, a predicted model, not a curated record
UAGAGAAAUUUCGUGCGUGCAGGCGACAACACGGCACCCGUUCUGUCUGCCCCCCAAAAACUAUUAAAAUUUUCGCGUUUUUCUCAUAGCAGAAGCUUUCUCGAAGUCCGCAUUUUGCAGGGCUGUUCAUGUGUGCUUGCAGCAAGCGAAAAAAGCUGGUUGAUGUGGACAGAAUGUGUGUCAAAGUGGUGCAAACAACAAAUGAUUUGUAAGUGCGUCUGAAAAAAUCAAUCAGUUUGUACUGCUGGAAGGGGCGGGCGGGCCACAACAAAAUGAGCAGCAGCGCCGCCGCCCAGCUGACUGCGCCGCCAGUCAGCAACAGCAGCAGUAACAACAAUACAACGACGACUGCGAGCGAAAGCAAUCUAAUCAUCAUACAGGAUAUGAUUGAUCUCUCGGCCAACCAUCUGGAGGGUCUGCGAACACAGUGCGCAACGAGCGCGACUCUGACGCAACAGGAGAUCCGCUGCCUAGAGUCCAAGCUGGUGCGCUACUUCUCCGAGCUGCUCUUGACCAAAACGAGACUCAACGAACGUAUACCCGCCAACGGGCUGCUGCCCCAUCAUCAGGCUACCGGGAACGAGUUGCGCCAAUGGCUGCGCGUAGUUGGUCUCAGUCCGGAGUCUCUGAAUGCAUGCCUAGCGCGUCUAACGACAUUGGAGCAAACAUUGCAGCUAAGCGACGAAGAACUGAAACAACUGCUUGCCCACAAUUCAAGUACCCAGCUGGACGAGGAACUGCGGCGUCUGACCAAAGCGAUGCAUAAUCUCCGAAAAUGCAUGGAAACGCUGGACAGCAACGGCGCAGUCGCGUCCAACGUCGAUCCGGAACAAUGGCACUGGGACUCGUGGGAUCGACCCCAUCCGCAUCACGUGCACCGCGGCAGCAUUGGCAAUAUUGGCCUCGGACUGAGCAGCGCCUCACCACGCGCCCAUCAUCGUCAGCAUCAGCAUCAACAUCAGCAUCAACAUCAACACGGAAACAGCAAGCCGAAAAUUGUUAACAACUCUGCCUCAAGCUCCCGCAGCGAACAGCAACCACUGACUGGCUCUCAGUUGACCUUAACACUGACGCCCUCGCCACCCAACUCGCCCUUCACGCCCGCCUCAGGGACGGCAUCCGCCAGCGGCACUCCGCAGCGCAGCCGCAGUACGACAACAGCGGCGGGAACGCCACCACCCGCCAAGAAGCAUCAAACGCUGCUCAUGCACAACAGCAGCGCUUCGGAGACGGCACUGACGGAGCAGCCUCCACGGCCACCGCGGAGCCGCCUACCCACAGAUCCUAGCCCGGAUAGCCACAGCUCGGCCAGCAGUUCGGACUUUUUUGUAGAUGGUGGCAGCAUCAACAACUCCAAUGUCCUACUAGUGCCGCCCUCGCCAGGUGUGGCGCAUGUGGGUAUGGGUCAUACCAUUAAGCACCGCUUCAGCAAAUGGUUUGGCUUCAUGGCCACGUGCAAACUGUGCCAAAAACAGAUGAUGAGCCACUGGUUCAAGUGCACCGACUGCAAAUACAUUUGCCACAAGUCCUGUGCGCCGCAUGUGCCGCCCUCGUGUGGCCUGCCACCCGAAUAUGUUCACGAGUUUCGCCAAACUCAGGUAGGCGGCAGAUGGGACCCAGCACAGCACAGCAGCAGCAAGGCGUCGCCAGUGCCUAGGAAGAGCACGCUGGGCAAACCGCAAUUGCAACAGCCACAGCUGCAGCAUGGGGACAGCAGCUCACCGAGCUCGAGCUGUACCAGCUCAACGCCCAGCAGUCCAGCAUUGUUCCAGCAACAGCAGCUGCAACUGGCCACGCCCAGCGCCUGCCAGCCGAAACCAGCACCAGCAGCGGUGGUAGCAGCCCAACAGGGUCAACAGAGUCAAUUCAAUUUCCCCAACGUGACCAUCACAAGCAUCAAUGCCUGCAAUAGUAACGCCAGCGCCGCUCAAACGCUCAUAUCCAAUGAGUCGCAAUCGCAUAUGUCCUCGACAGAGCCGCUGACCAAUGGCAACAACAACAGCAGCUCUAACAACGGCAGCAGUGCCAACAACAACAGCAGCAGCAGCAGCUGCUCCAAUGGUCACCUGCACUCCCUGACUGGCAGUCAAGUGUCCACGCAUUCGGCUACCUCGCAAGUGUCAAAUGUGAGUGGCAGCAGCAGUGCCACCUACACCUCCAGUCUGGUGAACAGCGGCAGUUUCUUUCCGCGGAAAUUGAGCAAUGCUGGUGUGGACAAGCGGGUGCCGUUUACUAGCGAAUAUUCGGACACGCACAAGUCGAAUGAUAGCGACAAGACGGUUUCGUUGUCGGGCAGCGCCAGCACUGACUCUGAUCGCACGCCUGUGCGUUUGGACUCCACAGAGGAUGGCGACUCGGGUCAGUGGCGGCAGAACUCCAUAUCAUUGAAGGAAUGGGAUAUACCCUAUGGCGAUUUGCACCUGUUGGAGCGCAUUGGACAGGGUCGAUUUGGCACUGUGCAUCGCGCGCUGUGGCAUGGCGAUGUCGCUGUGAAGCUUCUCAAUGAAGACUAUCUGCAAGACGAGCACAUGCUGGAAUCGUUUCGCAACGAGGUGGCCAAUUUCAAGAAGACGCGCCACGAGAAUCUGGUGCUGUUCAUGGGUGCCUGCAUGAAUCCGCCGUAUUUGGCGAUUGUCACUGCGCUGUGCAAGGGCAACACCCUGUACACCUACAUACAUCAGCGAAGGGAGAAGUUUGCAAUGAAUCGCACGUUGUUGAUUGCCCAACAGAUUGCGCAGGGCAUGGGCUAUUUGCAUGCCAGAGACAUAAUACACAAGGAUCUGCGCACCAAGAACAUUUUUAUAGAGAACGGCAAGGUGAUCAUAACGGACUUUGGCCUCUUCAGCUCCACAAAGCUGCUGUACUGUGAUAUGGGCUUGGGUGUUCCACAAAACUGGCUCUGCUACUUGGCCCCGGAACUAAUACGCGCCCUGCAACCGUGCAAGCCACCCGGCGAGUGUCUAGAGUUCACGUCCUACUCGGAUGUUUACUCAUUUGGCACCGUUUGGUACGAGCUAAUUUGCGGCGAAUUCACGUUCAAGGAUCAACCGGCUGAGUCUAUCAUUUGGCAAGUGGGGCGCGGCAUGAAACAGUCGCUGGCCAAUCUGCAGUCUGGUCGCGAUGUCAAGGACCUGCUGAUGCUGUGCUGGACCUACGAAAAGGAGCACAGGCCGGACUUUGCACGCCUGCUCUCCUUGCUGGAGCAUUUGCCAAAGAAGCGCUUGGCACGCAGUCCCUCGCAUCCCGUUAACCUCUCGCGCUCAGCGGAAUCUGUAUUCUAACCAGCCGAUAUAAAAAUAUAUACGUUUAUAGACACAUAUGUCAUAUAUGUAAGCAGGCGCGCACACACACUCACACACACACUCUCUGAUUCUAUUUAGCACAAUUUCACGUUAUAUGUAAAUGUAAACUACACACAUAUGCAUACAUAUGUAUGUAUGUCACUUUAACUGUAAUUGUUGUGCGUGCAAAAUGUCAAAUGUGAAAUUAGCUCUCCGGUGAAGGAAGCAAGAGAAUGCGGAGAGCAAAGCUCACUUCCUCAGCCUCUUAUGUGUAUGUAUGUGUACGACUCUACGACUCUCAAAGAAAAGUUCAAAGUGCAUGUGUUACAAAAACAAAAACUGUAAAUAUACAUUUAAAGCAAAUGAAACGAAACUAUACAUAUAUGUAUAUCCAAAUUAUAGCAAUUUACAAACGCAUUGUAAAAUAUUUUUAUCUUUAAUUAUGUAUUGAAAACAAAUGUUUAAUUAAAAGACAAUGUUUAAAUGUUAAAGAGCAACAAGCAAACCCGAACGCAUAACAUAGGCAUAGACAUUACAAAUUACAUACAUUAAAGAAAAACCAAGCACUGUGGCAAAUCUAAAUGUAAACGUAAAUCAGGUGAGCAAUUUUAAAAUUGUUAAUUAUGUGUAAGCAAAGCUCUAGGUAUAUAUUAUAUAUCUAUAUAUAAACAAUUAUAUACAUACAUAUGUAAAAUGUAUAUAGUAGCAAACAAGUUGAAUGCAAAAUAUACGAAAAAAAUGUCAAAAUAAA